This is a messenger RNA of Aspergillus udagawae, 1635 nucleotides long. RefSeq lists its product as uncharacterized. Gene Ontology annotation, molecular function: oxidoreductase activity, acting on CH-OH group of donors; flavin adenine dinucleotide binding. The transcript has 9 exons. Bases 1 to 1635 code for a protein of 544 amino acids. NCBI's taxonomy places the organism in Eukaryota, Fungi, Ascomycota, Eurotiomycetes, Eurotiales, Aspergillaceae. The record is from RefSeq and is a predicted model, not a curated record.
AUGAGUGCUCAGAACGAAGUCGAUGGACGACGAACCUUAGAGACCGAUGUACUGAUCGUCGGGUCCGGUCCUAUUGGUGCGGUAUACGCCAGAACCAUCACUGACGCCGAUAAAAGCAUCAAUGUGCUCAUGGUUGAUAUGGGGGUGCAGAAGACAAGGUUGAUUGGUGAUCACAAGAAGAACAGUAUCGCGGUACAGAGAGGUAGUGCUCAUUUUACUAGCACUGUCCAGGGAGCAUUGGGCCUAUUGUCAGAAUCGGCCAAUGCAGCACCUGCUUCUUUGGACACUGUUCCCCGUUUUCCAGAUGUCGUAUCGUCUACCGGAGGCGCCAAUGGACUACCUCACAACGAUCUGCCCGCUGCUCCAGUAGUCAGGGAGGUCGGAGGUAUGGGCUCCUACUGGAGCUGUGCUACACCCGAACAGCACCCCAUGAUUGAGAGAUCGGACCUCUUCUCUAAUGAGGAGUGGUCAGUCCUAUAUGGCCAAGCUAGGACUCUUUUUCAUACUACUGACAGAGAAUUUGACCAUUCACUCCGCCACCAACUCGUCAAGGACACGCUCAUCCGAGCACACAAGGGUCGAGAGGUUGCGAACCUGCCCUUGGCAUGCCAGCGAAGUACCAGUAACUCAGAGUAUGUGCGAUGGACUGGCCCAGCCACAAUUCUCGGAAAGCUUGCCGAUCCAACGUAUAACGAUGGCAACUUUGAAUUGAAGGCUCAGCAUCGAUGUACCAGGCUGCUUUUAGAUGCUGCAUCUAAGCGGAUAGUCGGGGCUGAGCUUACUGAUAUGUUGACGAACGAAAUAUUAUUAGCGAGAGCAAAGAGGUAUAUCAUCUGUGCUGGAGCCAUCCUCACCACUGGAAUCCUUUUCAAUUCACAUAUCAAAUCUGAAACAGGGUACCCAGCUUUGGGGCGAUAUUUAACCGAGCAAACCAUGGCUGUCUGUCAGGUUGCGAUGAGAAAGAGCCUGAUACAGAGCAUGUGGCACGAUCCACGUUGCAGAGAACACUUCAGAAAGUUUCCCGAGGAUCCUUUACGCAUCCCUUUGAACGAUCCUCCUCCUGAGAUCACCAUCCCGGUUUCUGAGAAUUAUCCGUGGCACACACAGAUCCAGCGUGAUCCAUUCCAUUACAACACUGUUCCAAUUUCAAUUGAUUCACGACUGAUACUUGAUCUGCGAUUCUUUGGAUAUGUCAAGCCUGUCUAUGAGAAUUAUGUCGAGUUCUCAUCUGAGGUCACCGACCUUUUCGGCAUGCCCCAACCAAUAAUACACUACCGUAUCGGGAAUGAGGAUUCUGAACGCGCCCAAACCAUGAUGCAAGACAUGAUAAACAUUGCCGCUGGCCUUGGUGACUUUAUCCCUGGUGGCGAGCCCAAAUUUCUUGCUCCAGGCGCAGCAACGCAUAUCUGUGGGACGACCCGGGCAGGGAAGGAAGAUGAUGGUCACUCGGUAGUGGAUAGAGACUCUAAGGUUUGGCGGCUGGAAAACUUGUUCAUUGGAGGUUGCGGUGUGAUUCCGACGCAAAAUGCCUGUAAUCCAACACUGACCGCGGCUUGCUUUGCCAUUGCGAGUGCGAGAAAGGUUGUUGAGGAGAUACAAGCGCUUAAAGGCCAACAGUAUCAAUCAAAGCUUUAG